Molecule: messenger RNA, 276 nt
Organism: Adineta ricciae
Lineage: Eukaryota; Metazoa; Rotifera; Eurotatoria; Adinetida; Adinetidae
Source: the annotation of a GenBank genome assembly
AUGCUUAUCGAUUCUAAAUCCCUCUUAUUUGUUUUGGCGAUUGAACAACAACUCAAUAGACAUACAGUUUCAACUAAGAGAACAGUGAUCGAUGUGACAUUUAAGACGAUAUCGAAAAAGAAGAAAGAAUCCAACUACAUUUCGUAUUUGUUUUGGCCGAAAAACGAUCAAAAAAGACACUUUCUUCUUCGUCUCCUUCUUCUCAUCAUGUUAACUAGUGACAUUAACAACAAUUUCAACAUUGAUAUCGUCUUAUAUUCCAAAUAUCUCUAUUAA